Molecule: messenger RNA, 420 nt
Organism: Ustilago hordei
Lineage: Eukaryota; Fungi; Basidiomycota; Ustilaginomycetes; Ustilaginales; Ustilaginaceae
Exons: 1
Coding region: 1-420 (139 amino acids)
Biological process (GO): carbohydrate metabolic process
Source: RefSeq, a predicted model, not a curated record
AUGGAUGGAUUGAUCAGCUAUCCUCUCUUCUGCCCACUAACCCAUGCCUUCCAGAAGCCGGCGCAAGGCUUCGGAGAGCUCAAAAACAUGAUCAACACCAUCCGCUCCCAGUUCAAAGACCCCUUCCUCCUCACCAACUUCCUCGAGAACCAAGAUCAACCUCGAUUUCCUUCUCUCACCUCUGAUCGGGCGCUGGCCAAAAAUGCAAUCACUUACAUCCUCACCGGUGACGGAAUGCCCACCACCUACUACGGACAGGAACAGAGCUUCAACGGUGGAAACGAUCCGUACAACCGAGAAGCCUUUUGGACGUCGAACUACAACACCAACAGCGAGAUGUAUCUGCAUAUCAGCAAGGUGAACAAGCUUCGUAAAGCGGUGGAAGGACUGGGUAGUGGAAACCCAUCACGACGCCACUGA